AUGGAUGAAUCAGGUAUAUACACUGACCCUAAACUUCUUCUGGAGAAUAAUGCCAGACUUGGGGCAACAUUACUUGCAUACAGGUUGGAAAUAGAUUCCGUCAAUGCUAAGUAUGACAAACAAGUAUAUCUAAACAUGCGUCUACAGUUCAUACUUAGCCACUUAACGCUUUCCUUGGAUAAAAUAACUAAUUCUUUGGACGAUUCUAUUGAUUGUUCAAUAGCAAACAUUAUAUUAGAUAAUUUAAGACAAUAUUUAUCUAGUAAUAGUAACAAAAUGAUGAGUGAAAUUGAUGAGAAUAUCACAAAGCAGUUAAAAAAUGCACUUAAUAAUGCGCUAUCAUCAUUUAAACGUAAUAAUAACAAUGUUAUUAACCAAAAUUCACAUGAUUUUGAUUAUGAGGCAUUAAUAUCUGAAAGUUUUAAUAAAUAUUUAAGUGCAACAUACCCGUCUAUGGGAGAGGUAGGCGAACUACGCAACGAAAUCAGCAGACUUACCAAACAAAAUGAUAUCCUUUAUCGCAAAUCUCAGGCAAACAACAUAGACAAUUCGCCCAUGGAUAUCGAAACAGAUACGAAUGACAACGCAGCAUCGUCUGGUUACAUUAACAAGCUCACAAAUCAGUGUAAAGAGUUGGAUAAGGCUCUACAAAAAUCUCAAAAUCAACUUUUAUCAUUCAAAAUGAAUGUUCUAGACAAAUUAAAAAAUGAAGAUAUUCAUUAUGAAAAGUUGGCAUCAAUGCUGAAUAGUGAAAAGGUAUCGCAUAUCAAUCAAAUCCAAACGCUACAAUCUCAAUUACUACAACUAGGUGAUGAAAACACAAAGUUAACUAGUGAAAUAAAUGUAUUGAAGUCUGAGUGUGAGAAAUUAAAGGAAAUAUGCAAGAUUUCUGAAGAUACAUUAAAUGAUAGAAUCAAGUUGAGUGAAUCAUUGAAGACAAAAAACACACAAUUGUCUAAGGAAUUAUCCGAAGUCCGUAGUUUGCUGAAUAAAAAUACUGCUGAAGAUGAUAUCGAUUCGAUCAAACUAAAAUUGGCAGUUUUAGAGAAGAAUCAGGCAGAAUUUAAAACAAUAGAAGAAAAUCUCAACAAUGCCAUUAAUGAGAUUGAAGAGAUAUCCAUUGCAUUCGAGGAAAAGCAAAAACAAUGUGAAAAUUUUACCAAGCAAUUGAUGCUAAAGCCCACACCACAGACAGAAACAUAUAAUGUGAAAAUUGAACUCGAUAGAUUGAACAGCAACUUCCAAAAACAAUUAAAUCUUUACUCUGAAAAAAUAAGGGAUUACGAUAUUGCGACUCAAUUGUACAUUGAAGGCUGGAACCAUUCCUACCAAAGGGCAAUAGCAAUUGAACGGGAGAGGGAUGAAUUGUUACGAUAUUUGCAUAUGUCUAGUGAAAGAAAUACAUUGCUAAGCAGACAAUUAGAAGAUGCGAAGGAUAAGGAUAAUACAAUCUAUGGGCACAGGAGGAAGAAUUUGAAACCUGGAGAUGAAAAUGCAUUGAUCGUGCGAGAAAAUGCUGAAUUAAUCAAGCGUAUAACCUGCGCAGUUUGUAAUGAAAGGUUUCGUGAUCAUGUAAUUAUAAAGUGUGGGCACUUCUUCUGCGAACCGUGCCUGGAUGAUAAUAUUAAAUCGAGGAAUAGAAGAUGUUCGCAAUGCAAAAUUAACUUUGACAAGAGGGAUAUUCAAAAAAUUUACUUUUAG
Molecule: messenger RNA, 1701 nt
Organism: Babesia microti strain RI
Lineage: Eukaryota; Apicomplexa; Aconoidasida; Piroplasmida; Babesiidae
Product: RING finger protein PFF0165c
Exons: 1
Coding region: 1-1701 (566 amino acids)
Cellular component (GO): HULC complex; nucleus
Molecular function (GO): metal ion binding; ubiquitin protein ligase activity
Source: RefSeq, a predicted model, not a curated record